Molecule: messenger RNA, 1509 nt
Organism: Suillus subaureus
Lineage: Eukaryota; Fungi; Basidiomycota; Agaricomycetes; Boletales; Suillaceae
Product: Six-hairpin glycosidase-like protein
Exons: 18
Coding region: 1-1509 (502 amino acids)
Biological process (GO): carbohydrate metabolic process
Source: RefSeq, a predicted model, not a curated record
AUGAAGUUAGGACUAGGAGUCGCUGGUAUUGCCCUAGUAGCUGCUACUGCCCAGGCGGACUGUCCAGACUACACUACCUACGCACAGAGCCCUCAAGGGAAUCCCUCCUCUGGUCCUCUUGGAUUGCCUUACAUGCGGCCCGACCCUGCAUGCAGGACUUUCAACAGCACUUCAGUGGAGAAAGUUAUUUUGGACAUGAAAUCACGUCUGAAAGACCCUGACGUCGCACGUCUCUUUGAGAACACCUUCCCAAAUACCCUCGAUACUACUGUGAAAUACUACAAUGAGAGGGAGAACUUGGCAUUUAUCAUUACUGGGGAUAUCACUGCACAGUGGUUACGGGAUACUGGCAAUCAGUUUGCUCAUUACCACACCCUUCUCUCUGUUGACGCCGACCUCGCCAACCUGGUUAAGGCUGUGAUUAAUAACGAAGCCCGCUAUGUUUCACAGUAUCCUUAUUGUGGUGCCUUCCAACCUCCCCCUGAAAGUGGUCUGAGACCCUCCGUCAAUGAUUGGGCUCUUGGCGUCCUCGUUAAUCCCCCUGUGGAUAACCAAACAGUGUUUGAGUGCAAGUAUGAAAUUGACUCGCUGUGUGGCUUCAUCAAGCUUUCCUCCUCUUACUAUGAAGCAACAAAGGAUGCAUCCAUGAUGAAUGCAGAAUGGCUCGCCGCAAUUGACCAGGUCUUCCGUGUCAUUAAUGAGCAGUCUCAAGCUUCCUUUGACGCUGAUUGGAACUUCAUAUCUUACUACAACUGGACAGGUCUUGCAGGCUCCCUUGCUGGUGCAGUAAACAAUGGCGGAAAUGGUGAACCUAAAGGAUAUACGGGUAUGGUCGGAACACACCACAGACCCUCCGAUGACUUGAGCACAUUUGCUUUCCUUACGCCAGCCAAUGCCAUGCUGAGCGUUCAGCUAACCAAUCUGGCUACCAUUUUGGACCACGCUGGUGUGGCCCCUAAUGUUAGCACUCAGGCAAAGCGCUGGAGCAAAACGAUAGAACAAGCUGUCUGGGAACACACAGUUGUUGAUGGCAUCUUUGCAUACGAGACUAAUGGAUUGGGUUCGCGCUAUGUGAUGGACGAUGCAAACGUUCCGUCUCUCUUGUCGCUUCCCUACCUGGGUUUCCUCGACAUGAAUCACCCUGAUUACGUGAAGACCAAGAAGAUGCUCAUGUCCCGUGGAAACCCUUACUAUGCCAAAGGAAGAAGUUUCAGUGGCAUUGGCGGACCUCACAUAGAUGUCUGGAACCCUUGGCCUAUGUCUCAGGUCACCAACAUCUUUGGAACCAAUGAUGAUGAGGAAAUCUUGACCUCGUUGUACACUAUUGUUAAUAACACUGGCGGCCUGGGUUUGAUACACGAGUCGAUCGACAUCUACAACGUACCAGACUAUACUCGCCCUUGGUUCGCGUGGGCUAAUAGUUAUUUUUCUGAGAUGCUUCUGGACCUCGCGCAGAGAAAGCCCCACCUGAUCUUUACGGAUAAUGAGCCGUACACACCUGGACAGUGA